AUGGGCGGGUCGCGGACCGUGACGACUAUCCUUUUGCAUGCUGCCGCCGACCACAGCAAGCACUUCAAGGUGAUUUACGUCGUGGAUGGAGUCAACAAGCGGGCGGAUCUGGCCGUCAAGCAGCUCCGCGAUGCAGGGCUCGAGGUCGAGACCAUCUCGCCCAACAAGAUCGCGUACGUGCUCGGCAACCAGAAGAUGAUCAACCUCGUUCUGGUCGGCAGCGAAGUGGUGAUGCAAAACGGCGGCGUGAUCUCGGGUAUGGGCACCGCGCAGCUGGCGCACUUGACUAAGACGGUCAAGGGCGGUAUCAAGCGGUUUUAUGUGGCCGCUGAGACGCACAAGAUCUGUCGGAAGACGCCCAUUGCGUAUCCGAUGGUCAAUCGUGUUGGUGUCAACCAGAAGGAUAUCAGCAAGUUUGAGAAUAUUGGUGUCGACCCCGAGGGGAUCGAGAACAUGCUGAAGGAGGAUGAGGAAGUUGAUUACACUGAUCCGGAGCUGAUCGAUGGUAUCAUUACUGAGCAAGGGGUAAAGAUGGCGUCGCAGAUUUGGGAGAUGGUGGAUGAUUACAUCUGA
This is a messenger RNA of Thermochaetoides thermophila DSM 1495, 573 nucleotides long. RefSeq names its product translation initiation factor eIF-2B alpha subunit-like protein. The record is from RefSeq and is a predicted model, not a curated record. The coding region runs from base 1 to 573 and encodes 190 amino acids. Lineage: Eukaryota; Fungi; Ascomycota; Sordariomycetes; Sordariales; Chaetomiaceae. The transcript has a single exon. Gene Ontology annotation, biological process: translational initiation. Gene Ontology annotation, cellular component: eukaryotic translation initiation factor 2B complex. Gene Ontology annotation, molecular function: guanyl-nucleotide exchange factor activity; translation initiation factor activity.